GGCCGGCGGGCUGUGAGCGAGUCUCCCGCUGUGGGCGCAGCUGUCGCCGGCCGCUCCCGGAGUGGGCUCCUUCAUGGAGAGAAGGGGCAGAGAGCAAGGCGACCCCCAGUCUCGAAGCGGCGGCGGCCCCCGGGGGCCGGUGCUGCACAUCGUGGUGGUCGGCUUCCACCACAAGAAAGGCUGCCAGGUUGAAUUCUCUUAUCCUCCUCUAACCCCAGGAGGGAGUCACGACAGCCACAGUCUGCCAGAGGAAUGGAAAUAUUUACCUUUCCUGGCAUUGCCAGAUGGUGCUCACAAUUAUCAAGAAGACACUGUUUUUUUCCACUUGCCACCAAGAUGUGGGGAUCGAAGCACAGUGUAUGGUGUCUCGUGCUAUAGGCAGAUUGAAGCGAAGGCAUUGAAAGUGCGGCAGGCAGAUAUUACUCGAGAAACUGUACAGAAAAGCGUGUGUGUUCUAAGUCAGCUGCCUCUGUAUGGGCUGCUCCAGGCAAAGCUGCAGCUGAUUACACAUGCCUAUUUUGAAGAAAAGGACUUCUCACAAAUUUCCAUUCUUAAGGAGCUUUAUGAACAUAUGAACAGCUCAUUGGGAGGAAGCCCACUGGAAGGUUCACAAGUUUACCUUGGUUUGUCUCCACGAGAUCUUGUCCUUCAGUUUAAACACAAGGUCUUAAUCCUUUUUAAGUUGAUUCUUUUAGAGAAAAAGGUUCUGUUUUAUGUUUCACCAGUGAAUAGGUUGGUGGGAGCAUUACUGACUGUGUUAUCACUCUUUCCUGGUAUGAUAGAACACGGCCUUACUGACUGUUCGCAGUACCGGCCAAGGAAGAGUGUUUCCGAUGAUGUCCUCCAGCAGGAAACUGCUCUUCCUUUGGAGGACUACGUUUCACUCAAUGCUGUGGAGCUCCACAAUACAAACCUGGGAAGGGUUGAAGAAAGCCAAACUUCCUCAGUAAACCAAGAAAUGGUGACUCAGGUGACAGAUGUGCCUGAAUCCCAGUCUGAGGAUCACGCCAGUAGAACACGAGCUCCCAAUGACACGGGGCAGCAUUUGAAACCUCCUUCCCACACUUCUCCAGAGUCCUCUGAGAGCGACUGGGAAACCUUAGAUCCAAAUGUUUUGGAGGACCCCAAUUCGAAAGGGGAAGAACAAGAAGAACCUUCUGUGAUAGCAGGGCAGACUGAAAUCCUUCCAAAGGAAUUGGCCGCCUCUGAAAGCAUACCAAUUACUGUGCAGCCACAAGCUAACACGGGGCACACAGUGUUCAUUCCUGGCCUUAUAUCGGGUUUAGAAGAGGACCAGUAUGGCAUGCCUUUAGCUCUCUUCACCAAGGGAUAUCUUUGCUUACCAUACAUGGCACUGCAGCAGCACCACCUCCUCUCUGAUGUAACCAUUCGUGGUUUUGUUGCAGGAGCCACCAACAUCCUCUUCCACCAGCAGAAGCAUCUAAGUGAUGCCAUUGUAGAGAUUGAAGAAGCUCUUGUUCAGAUCCAUGACCCAGAGCUCAGGAAGGUUCUGAAUCCCACAACAGCUGACCUGAGGUUUGCAGACUACCUGGUGAAACAUGUAACGGAGAACAGGGACGAUGUAUUCCUGGACGGCACUGGCUGGGAAGGAGGAGAUGAGUGGAUCCGGGCCCAGUUUGGCUCUUAUCUCCAUGCACUGCUGGCUGCUACACUUCUUCCAGACAAUGAAAAAAUAUUGUCAGACUUCGGAACAACCUUCAUAACAGCUUGGAGGAAUACACACAAUUACAGAGUAUGGAACAGCAAUAAACACCCAGCUCUUGCAGAGGUAAAUCCUAGUCAUCCAUUCCAAGGUCAAUAUUCAGUUUCAGAUGUAAAAUUAAGAUUAUCACAUUCAGUUCAGAAUAGUGAACGGGGCAAGAAGAUUGGCAAUGCCAUGGUUACUACCAGUCGGAAUGUUGUACAGACAGGAAGAGCUGUAGGGCAGUCAGUUGGAGGAGCCUUCACAAGUGCAAAGUCAGCUAUGUCGUCCUGGCUUUCUGCUCUCACUCAGUCACCCCAGGGCCUUGGAGAAUAGCUGUUCUGGAGUGGGCCAAUGCUUGUGUUUAGUUUUGAAAGAGAAAAUAAAUAGCUCUGCUUUAAAAAAAUAGAGGGGUUGAAGGAUCAUGAAGAUGAAGAACAGCCUUUCAAGUUGUGUUGCAGGAUAUUUGCAUUUAAUGCCUCUUUGUGUUUAAAUCUAAGCCUUUGUACAGACAGUAGCAAAUAAGCCCUAGUAUAGGACAGGUGUUAUUUUCCAAUAUAUGCUGUUCUGUGGAUGGUGAAGACGUUUCAUGUAAAUUUUGCUGUAUUUUAAAAUCCAGCUCAGUCUAGACUCUUUUUACUUGCAACAGCGAACUUGCCUGCAAAGCUAAAAUUUCAACAUCAUGCUUUUUAAACCCCCUUAAUCCUGUAUGCAGACAUGAGUUCCUUCAAUUUCAGUGGAACAUACUUCCAUAAUUCUGUGCACAGGACUUAAUGCCUGUCAGUAGAAUAAAGUGAAAACAAAUGAGCAAGAAGUGCUCUGCUACAACUUUUUUAAAAAAAUAGCUUUCAUUUGAUAAGGAAAUGUCAGAACAGUUCAUGCACCAGCUUUUUUUCUUUCAAAAACACAGCCAGUAAACAUUCCCUUUUAAAAAAUUCAAUUUAAAAUGGACUAAAAAGCUGACUGAAAUGUAUAGCUGUCAUAUAUUCAAAGAGACUCUCUACUUCAUUUGUAAGAGCUGGUUCUUUGACAAACUACUUUUGGUCAGUUACAAGUGCACCUUCUGUUAAUGAUGUGUACACAUCUUAGUUCUUCCUUUGUCUUAUAACUGGGGAUGCUGUUUAAUCUCAUGUUCCUUUCCCCUUCUUCUGAGUUUCUCCAAUGUAGGUGUCGGGAAACUUUCACCAGUGAAAACCUAUAAGUACCUACCUCUCUAGUAAAAUUAGACUCUGCAGGGGAGAGUCAGAAGUGCUGCUGUUUCCUUUGUUCCUAGCUGCUGUAGAUCCAUGUGUGAAUUAGCAAGGACUUGCAAAAUAGUUAUUGUACUUACGACAGAAGCAUAGGCAAGAUCAUACAUAUAUGCUAAGCUUAUAUAUACUGAGCUUAGUACGGGCCAGACAGGGCAUGAUUACAGCAUGAUUGAGAUUUACCCAAGAAAAAUAAAGUUAUAAGGAUGCCCCACCUGUCCCAUUUUUUAUUUGCAUCUUUCACAUUCCCUCCUUGCUCACCUCCCUUUCAAACCUUGAGAUAGCCAAAUUUAGAAGAGCUUGUAGGGGUUUCAGUAUGGGAACCAGCCUAACCAUUUCUGGGCUGCCUCUUGAAAAGUGAAUAUUCUUAAUACUGAAAAACGUGUGGGCCUGAUACUGAUAGAUAACUAUUUGUACUAGUUUGUAGGGGUUGAUGGGCAUUUUACACAAGAUGACUUUCAUCAAAUGAUUAGUGAUAUUAUAUUGUGAAUCUACUUCAUACAAAAUAAAAAAAUAGGGGCAAGCUAUACAAUACUGCCAAAUGCACAUGACAAGCCAUGCAUGUAGCCUUCAAACCAUUUGUGUGUAUUACAUUAUGGGUACAACACAGCACAGGUGGCAAAAAUAUUCUCCAUCUGCCUCUCAAGUAGCUUCCUGUAGACAGUUCUGAUUGUAAUUGCUCCUUUCAGGCCUCCGCCCCCAAUUGCUGGAUCUCAAAACAUCUUGUAUUCCACUAAAUUAAAACCUUAAAGGUGCUAAUAGUAUAAAGUACUCAAAUACGGUUCAGGUCUCAUGCUACAUGUUCAGUCUGCUUACCUUGUAUAUUUUAUCCAUGAAGUUCUAACACUUUACUGAAAUUUUAGACAGAACUGGGGACCAUGACAGGAUAAACUAGAGCAUGUAGAAUCGUAUCACCUUCUGCCUUGUCACCUUUCAUAAAGCUGUUUUAGAAAUAUUAGGCUGCAGAAUCCUUAGACAUAAGAUGGGGCUAAAGGUAAACAUCUUCAUUGAAUUUUUAAAGUGACAAUUCAUUAUAAACAUAGUAUAUGCACUUGUUAAUAGUAACACUAUCUUGGAAUAAAAGUUCAGUAUUUCUCUCUAGUUAAACAAUGAUACCUGUUUUAGCACAAAAUUGGGCAGUAUUUGUGUAAUUAAGUGUCAAUUCAGGUUAGAAAAAACGUUUAGUCAAGUAAUAUUCAUUCUGAUUAGAUAUCAAAGUGGAAGAAUUUGUUGUCUUAUUGCUGGGUGCACAACAGUAGUUAAGCACUUCCAACACAGUUAAUAAACAUUUAACUUGUCAGCUGCACUUAAAUACAUGGAUUUGUGGAACAGCGUACAGGUGUAUCCCCAAAAUAAAUUGAUAUGCUGUGGACAGUCUAAAACAAGCUCACUGUACAUGCAGAAAGGGGUCACUCACAUUUUAUAUGAAUCUGUGUUCUAGUCAUUAACUUCUCAUUUGGGACACAGGCAUAUAAGACAUUGAUCCCAAACUCUUACAAAAACCUUUAAAACCUGUUCUUUAACCAAAAGAUUCACUCUCAGAAGAGAGUGUUACAAGAAGCUUUAUCUGAUGCAUCUCAAAGAGGUCUAUAAAAUUAUGUAUGGUAUGGAGUGAGUGGACAGGGAGAAGCUUUUCUCCCUCCCAAUACUACAACCAGGGCUCAUACACCAAAGCUGGUGGAGGUUUCAGGUCAGACAAAAGGAAGUACAGUGCAUUUAAAAGGAGGGUGGACACAUUCAGAGGAAAGGGCAUGAUGGCUAUCUACUCCCUCCACUACUAGAGGCAGUAUGCCUCUUUAAAUAAGUUUGGUUUAGUGAGCCAUUUUGAUGGUUAAGAGUGCAGUACUCUAAUCUGGAGAACUGGGUUUGAUUCCCUACUCCUCCACUUGAAGCUAGGGUGACCUUGGGUCAGUCACAGCUUCUAGGAGCUCUCUCAGCCCCACCUCACCUCACCAGGUGUUUUGUUGUGGGAUAACAUACUUUGUAAACCGCUCUGAGUGGCCAUUAAGUUGUCCUGAAGGGUGGCAUAUAAACCAAAUGUUGUUAUUUAUUAUUAUUAAACCAGUUUCUGGGGAGCACAACCAGGAGACUGCUGUUGCAGUAAUCAUGCUUAUAGGCUUCCUCAAGGCAGCUGGUUGGUCACUGAAGAGACAGCUGAACUAGAUAGAACUUCGGCCUGACGCAGCAUGGCUCUGCCUAUGGUCUUAAAUGAAAACUCAAGUUUGUAGGCACUGGCCUUCAGGAACCUGACAAAAUAAUGCAGUUCUUAAACUUCUAAUCUUGUUCAUUCAUUAUUUUACAGUGCUUUUUCAAAGCUAGCAUAACCCUUUCAUAACUGGAAGCUCUUACUUCCAUAAAACAUGCAUGUGAUUUGAGACCUGAUUAGACACUCUAUCAAGCACUUCAGCAUUGUAUAAAUAUUGAGUAUUAGCACCUGAUUCCAUACAUCAGCAUCUGCUUCUGAACCCUCUAUGUCAAAUUACAGAUUAUAGAGCCUGCUCUACAUAAGGUACCCCACACAGUAGUAGAAAUAUAGCUCAGGAACUUUGUGAACAAUCCCAAGCAGCAAAUUUACUCUCUCUCUCACACACACCCCAAAACAGAGUUACAACAAGCCUAAUUGGGCAAAGGUCUUGCUUCACAAGUAAGCACUGAGGAUGCAAUGCACUGGAAGGAAUGCCAGCAAAUUGCUUAGCACUACAUGAAGGCUCUUACAGAGAUACUGUGUUAACAAACUUCUCAUCAUGCCGAAUGUUUAAGAUCAGCCUGUUACAAAGUAUUAAGUUAAAAACACACAUGCUUCUAUACAGGGUUAUCUAUUUACAUGCUCAAAUAAAUUGGGGCAUCCAAAAAACAAACUGGGUGAUUAAAAUCAAGCAUUCAGCAGUAUGUACAUUAAUAUAAUACAGAAAGAGCUGAAAUCUCUCCUCCCAUUAACAUGAGAUUGACCAAUUUCUAUUUUCUUAUAUAUUUAGUAGACAAUACAAGGCUAAUUUGCCAAGCAUGUAUUAUUUUUAUUAUAAUGCGAUAAAUGUUUCUUCUGUCUGAUCUUUGCAGCCAUCAACCUGCCAGGUUUAUAAGUUUCAAUAUCACAUCUACUGUCAAUGUGCAAAGAAGUUACUGUAAAAGACUAUGAAUGCUGCUGUAUAUUUUGUUAUAAAGAAAAUAAACAGAUUGUUCUUGUUUUGCUUGAA
This is a messenger RNA of Eublepharis macularius, 6143 nucleotides long. It is a transcript of the gene AVL9, whose product is annotated as AVL9 cell migration associated. The record is from RefSeq and is a predicted model, not a curated record. Gene Ontology annotation, cellular component: cytoplasm. The transcript is spliced from 16 exons. Lineage: Eukaryota; Metazoa; Chordata; Lepidosauria; Squamata; Eublepharidae. The coding region runs from base 74 to 2038 and encodes 654 amino acids.